GGUCGCAUCGAAGUCGGAAAUUAGAAGUAAAGGUGCACGGAGAAUUCGAUAAAUUCAACUGAAUAGUUUUGAAUAAUUUUCAGUGUUUUUUGAAUUUGUGAUUUUUGGAUUUGCAUACCGGUUUUUGAAAAACACAGUCACCAUAAAGUGUUUUGUUUAAACUUAAACAAGUGCUUCAAAGUGCAAACCCAACGAAAGAUACAAGAAAAUGUUAAAGGCGAAUCAGAAAUAUAAGAUGAACAAAAAUGUUUAGUAACCCCUGAAACUAACUAACGACAAUAUACCUAAACAAACAAAGUAAAAAAAAACGUUAAAAAAACAACCGAGUGUAAUAAAAGUUUAGCAACCGCGAAAACGACUUACGAAUUUUCACAACAACUUGAUGUUUUGUAACGGAUUUUCAACCAACUGGUAAAAACUUUAUUGUGGAUUCUUCUGCUGCUUCUUCUUUGCAACUGCGACAAAAAUUUUUUGUGGCUCUGCGGAUUUUUUUGAGAACGCAAACCAUUCACAUUCACGAUUCUUCGGCAGCUCUCAGCUCUUUUCUAACACUGGAGUCAUCACUGGAAACCCAUUAAGUGCAACAACAGCACCAGGCAACAUAGUAUGCGUCUCUUCAAAACGCGCAAAUCCACCGACACCUACAGCACACUAGCCGCUCAGCAACAACAACAGCAGCAGCAGCAGCAGCAACAACCCGACAACAGCAACACUUCCCAAAGCAGCAGCAGCAAAAGUCACACGCCGGCAACAUGCAACAACCGAUUGACCAAGAGCAUUGCGAACAGCACCACCAUAUCCUCAUCGCUGCCUGAUCUUAACGAGUCGCCCGUCAUGAUCCUCAGCUGCACCACCCUGGCCAGCAAUGGAGCCACCGCCACGACAGCGGUCACAGCAACAGCCAGCGGAGCACCGGCAACAUCUGCCGGGGGUCUGCCGCAGCAGCAACAUCAGCAGCAGCCGUUACGCACGGCCACGCCCACGUGUCUGCUAAGUGGUCGGCAGACGCCCUCGGCCAUAUCGGUGAUGUCGCUGCAAGAGGCCACCAGUCUGCACCGCCAGCAGCAGCAGCAGCAACAGCAGCAGCAGCAGCAGCAACAUCAGCAGCAGCAACAUCAGCCACCCACCAUCUACGUGCCCGUGCCCACGAAACUUGGCAGCAAUGGCAGCACUGGCAACCACUCGGCAACACUGCUUUUGAGCUAUGGCAGCACCAACAGCAUUGCCACCAUGCAGCAACAGCAGCAGCAACAUGCCGCCCAGUACCAGCAAUAUGUUGCACAGCGACUGCACGCCGCUUCCAGUAGUUGUUUGUACGAGAAGGGGGCAAGUGCCGGCGGAGGAGCGGGCAGCAACAAGAGCAGCCGAUCCCUGACCCCAAAUGGCCACCUGCCCGACUACAAAUUGGUGACAGCGGUGCCCGUUGUUGUCCUGGACGAUGAGCACAAAUCGAACUCAUUGCCAGCCAGUGAACUGAGUCGCAACAGCGGCGGCAACAUGAACAGCAGCAGCAGCAACAUGAACGGCAGCGGCAACAGCAACAGCAACAGUCUUGACGUCAGCAACAGCAACUCGCACUCUGGGAGCUCCACUUCCUUGGCCAGCACCACGAGAAAUGUUUUCACCUGGGGCAAGCGCAUGAGUCGCAAACUGGAUCUGCUGAAGCGCAGCGACUCGCCCGCCGCCGCCCACAAAUCGCACUCGGACCUGAGGAGUCUGUUCCACUCGCCAACGCAUCACAAGAGUGGUGGCUCCGGUGGAGUCAACGCGUCCAGUUCGGCGAAGGCCUCGCCCUCACCCAGCAGCUCCGGAUCGACGACCAGCACCCUCAAGAAGUGCAAGUCGGGCCCCAUUGAGACCAUCAAGCAGCGUCACCAGCAGCAGCAGCAGCAGCAGUUGGUCCAGGAUGUGGGCACUGGCCAGAGCCAGAGUGCUCAGUCCACGCCCACGCAUCAGUUCCAGGCGGCCGCCCGCCCACAGAAGGCGCUGAAGAACUUCUUCCAUCGGAUCGGCUCCACCGGCAUGCUGAACCAUCGCUCCCACAAUCUCCUCAAGGCCUCGGAGGCGGCCCAGCAGGCCACACCGGCGGCCACCACGCUGUAUAGGAGCAGUUCCACCAGCCAGCUGUCCAGUUGCUCCUACGUCAAGUGCGACGAUCCCACCGAGGGUCUGAAUCUCCAGCGGGAGCAGCAGCGACUGCCCCGCAUUGCCAGCCUAAAGUCCAGUAGCUGCGAUGAUAUAGCCAAGGUGAGCAGUUGUCUGACGGCCAGCACAAGUAGUGGCAGUGGUGCAGGCAGCUUGGCAUCUCCUCCAAGUGGUGCAGCAUCUGGUGGUGCAGGAGGAGGAGGCGGAGGAGGAGGAACUGCACCCAGUGGCCAGCACGAUCCCUCGCGACGUGGUGCUUUUCCUUAUGCCUUCCUGCGAUCCCGUCUCUCCGUGCUGCCCGAGGAAAAUCACGGCAAUGCACCAGGUCACCUGAAGCAACAGAUUCAAAGGCAGCGGGAGCAGCACCAGCAGCAUCAGCGGGAACUCCUCGAGCAGGAGCAGGCCGCAUCGCCCCUACCGCAGCGCCGAUCCCCCGAACAGGCGAUGCUGAGCAAUGUGUCACGCAACGACAGCAUCACCUCCAAGGACUGGGAACCACUUUACCAAAGAUUAAGUAGUUGUCUGAGUUCAAACGAGUCCGGCUACGACAGCGAUGGGGGUGCGACGGGAGCCCGGCUGGGCAAUAAUCUGAGCAUCUCCGGCGGAGAUACCGAAUCUAUUGCCUCGGGCACCCUCAAGCGCAACUCGCUCAUCUCCCUCAGCUCGUCGGAGGGCGUGGGCAUGGGCAUGGGCCUGAGCCUGGGCAUGGGAAUGGGUGCGGCUCCAUCGACGCGGAACAGCAGCAUCUGCAGUGCUCCCGUAUCGCUGGGCGGCUACAACUAUGACUACGAAACGGAGACUAUCCGGCGGAGAUUCAGGCAACUGAAGCUGGAGCGCAAGUGCCAGGAGGACUACAUCGGCAUUGUCCUGUCGCCCAAGACAGUGAUGACCAACAGCAAUGAGCAGCAGUACCGGUACCUCAUCGUGGAACUGGAACCCUAUGGAAUGGCACAGAAGGAUGGCCGCCUUCGCCUGGGCGACGAGAUUGUCAAUGUGAAUGGAAAGCACCUGCGUGGCAUCCAAUCCUUUGCCGAGGUCCAGCGCCUGCUAAGCAGCUUCGUGGACAACUGCAUCGACCUGGUGAUUGCCCACGAUGAGGUGACCACGGUCACGGACUUCUACACCAAAAUCCGCAUCGAUGGGAUGAGCACGCAGCGCCACAGGCUAAGCUAUGUGCAGCGCACCCAGAGCACCGACAGUCUGACCAGCAUGCAGAGCCUGCAGCUGCAGCAGGAGAGGAUUCAGGGUCAAAACAUGCAGGACCAGCAGCAGGAGCCGGAUGCCCAGGGCGAGGAUCAGUGCGAUGCACGGUCCAUGGCCAGUGUGAGCACCAUGCCCACUCCGAUGCCGCUAAUGCAGCAUCGCAGGAGCUCGACUCCCAGGCACUCACUGGAAGCGGGUGGGCCAGAGCACGAGCUCCUCAGGAGGCGGGCGCGCAGCUCCUCAGGUCAGCGCAGCUUGGCUCUAACACCGACCCCACUCUUUGCCAGCAGCGGGGGCAGCAGCAGCUGCUCCUCCUCCCCUAACCACCGGUUGUUGGAUAACGAGCAUGACCCCGCUAACGAGACCGAAUCCUAUACGCCAGUGUAUGCAAAUCGGGCGGCGAGCGUGUGCGUGGCCUCCUCGCUGGCGGACGACGAGAAGUGGCAGUUGCUGGCCCGGAAGCGCUGCUCCGAGGGAUCCGCCCUGUCCGCCGCCGCCGCCGCCACCUCGGGCCCCCAGCAGUUUGGCCAGCGCACCCACUACGCCAGGAACUCCAUCAAUCUGGCCAACUCGCACUAUCGCUCGCUCCGGUUUGCCCACUCGCGGCUAAGCUCGUCGCGCCUCAGUCUGUUCAUGCAGGCGCCGACUAACAGUCUAACCGCCGGGGAGGGAGUCGCUAACACCCCAUCCUCUACAGCCAACAACACAACCACUGAUCUCACUAACCAGCAGCAACAGCAGCAAAACCAGCAACAGACACACCACCAAUCACUGUACAUCAAGCACUCGCCAAAGAGCGUCUCAUUGUUCUCGCCUAAUCCCUAUGUUAACGCCUCAUCCUCACCAGCCUCGGCAUCCACAUCGGCGGGUGCAGGCGCCUCCCUGGCCCCGCCGUCCGCUGCCCUAAUGCAUCACAGGCCAUCGCUGCCGGUGGCCAAGCUAACCAUACGCGACGAGGAAAUGGCGGAGGUCAUCCGAGCGUCCAUGAGCGAGGGCAGUGGUCGUUGCACUCCCAAGAUUAUCACCUUCUUCAAGGGACCUGGACUGAAAUCUUUGGGCUUCAGCAUAGUGGGAGGCCGGGAUUCGCCCAAGGGCAAUAUGGGAAUCUUUGUAAAGACCGUUUUUCCCUCGGGACAGGCAGCCGAUGAUGGCUCACUGCAAGCGGGCGAUGAAAUAGUGGAGAUCAAUGGCAACUCGGUGCAGGGCAUGAGUCAUGCCGAAACCAUAGGACUCUUUAAAAACGUUAGAGAAGGCACUAUAGUGCUCAAAAUCUUGAGAAGAAAAUUGCAGAAAGCUAAAUCGAUGGGUUGUUAGUUAGUACCCACAUUUGACUUUUUCCUUUGAUAAUACCUGAUUAUGGACAACCUGCAUCGUUUAACCAAGUUAAAUGUUAACUUCAUUAAUAAAAUGAAGCCCUUUUUUGUAAUCGUACAAAGCCCCUUGAAAGAACUAUACUUAUAUACAGACUCUAUGUAGCAUCUAGAAUCCCAAAUAGUACAUAAUCAAUUGUAUGGAGUUACAAUUUUAAAUUAUUUACCCAUUCUAGACUAGGCUAAGAUUCGAAACGUUGUACAAGUUAUAUUUACAUACGAGUUAAAUAUAUUUACCUGAAAUGCAAAA
Messenger RNA from Drosophila subpulchrella, 4968 nucleotides. RefSeq lists its product as uncharacterized. Lineage: Eukaryota; Metazoa; Arthropoda; Insecta; Diptera; Drosophilidae. The transcript has 10 exons. The record is from RefSeq and is a predicted model, not a curated record. Gene Ontology annotation, molecular function: protein binding. Bases 607 to 4662 code for a protein of 1351 amino acids.